Rubroshorea leprosula is the source of this 3283-nucleotide messenger RNA. NCBI's taxonomy places the organism in Eukaryota, Viridiplantae, Streptophyta, Magnoliopsida, Malvales, Dipterocarpaceae. The record is from the annotation of a GenBank genome assembly.
GCUACUUCAAAUACUUAUCUUCUUUUUUACCUUGAUGAUGCAUAGAGGCUCCUUCAAUUCAUCCUCAUCCAGCAAAAUGUCGACAACGCUACUUCUAUUUGCCCUCUGCUUCUAUCUACUUACUUGUUUUUGGGUGACAAUGGCAAUGGCAACCGAUUCCGUUCAACUCAACGACGAUGUCUUAGGCCUCAUGGUGUUUAAAUCCGACCUUCAAGACCCCUCUUCUUACCUUCGCUCCUGGAUCGAAGAUGAUGAGACCCCAUGUUCUUGGCAGUUCGUACGCUGCAAUCCUGUAACUGCCCGAGUUUCAGAGCUUUCUCUUGAUGGAUUGGGUUUAUCAGGGAAGAUUAGCGGCAGGGGCCUUCAGAAGUUGCAACAUCUCAAGGUUUUAUCUCUUUCCUGUAACAAUUUUACUGGUAACAUCAGUCCGGAACUCGGCUUCAUUCACAGUCUUCAAACACUUAACCUUAGCCAAAACAGUCUUUCUGGUCCCAUUCCUACCUCUUUUGUUUCGAAUUCAAUCAGAUUUCUCGAUCUUUCUGGGAAUUCUCUUUCAGGGCCAAUCCCAAAUGAUCUCUUCCGGAACUGCUCCCUAAAUUAUCUCUCACUAUCCCGAAAUUCACUUCAAGGAUCACUCCCCACCAACCUACCAAGAUGCAGCUCCUUGAAUACCCUCAAUCUCUCCGACAAUCACUUUUCUGGAAGUCCAGAUUUUGCCUCUGCCUCAGGUAUUUGGUCCAUGAACCGGCUUCGGGUUUUGGAUCUUUCUAACAAUCAGUUUUCAGGGGCUUUACCACUAGGGAUGUUCAACCUGCAUAACUUGAAACAGCUCCUCUUACAGGGCAAUCGUUUCUUUGGACCACUACCACCUGACAUGGGACUAUGCCCCCAUUUGACUACAUUGAACUUGAGCCAUAAUCUUUUUUCUGGAGAACUACCAGAGUCUCUCCAAAACCUCAACUCUCUCACUUGGUUUAGCUUGUCAAACAAUAUGUUAACAGGGGAACUUCCUUUGUGGAUCGGAAAUCUGAGCAGCCUCCAACACUUGGACCUGUCAAGCAACAGUAUAUCAGGGAGCCUACCAUGGACAAUUGGUAACCUCAAAUCUCUCAAUUACCUGAGUUUAUCCAGCAAUAAUCUAACCGGGAACAUACCCACAUCGCUGGCUUACUGCUCUGAGUUAUCCGUGGUUCGAUUGAGAGACAAUGGUUUAAAUGGUAGCAUACCAGAUGCGCUGUUUCAAUUGGGAUUGGAGGAGGUAGAUUUUUCCCAUAAUGGAUUGACAGGUCCAAUGCCACCAGUUUCCAGUCGAUUAAUUGAGUCUCUCCAAGUGUUAGAUCUUUCAAGAAACAAUCUCGAAGACCAUAUCCCUGCAGAAAUGGCUAACAUCAGGUUCUUGAACUUAUCGUGGAACAAUCUUCAGAUAAAGUUUCCCCCAGAGAUUGGUUUCUGGCGGAACCUGACUGUUUUAGACCUUCAGAACACUGCUUUAUACGGUGCCAUUCCGACUGGUAUUUGUGAUUCUGGAAGUUUGACAAUUCUUCAAUUGGACGGAAAUUCCUUGACCGGUCCCAUUCCAGAUGAAAUUGGCAAUUGCUCAUCGCUCUCCUUAUUGAGCUUGUCUCAUAACAAUCUAAGUGGAUCCAUCCCCAAGUCCAUUUCAAAUUUAAGCAAGCUCAAGAUUUUGAAAUUGGAGUUGAAUGAGCUAAGUGGAGAAAUUCCAGUAGAGUUUGGAAGGUUGGGGAAUCUGCUAGCAGUAAACAUAUCACACAACAGGCUGACCGGAAGGCUGCCAGUUGGGGGCAUAUUUCAGAGCUUGGACGCAAGUGCCAUGGAGGGGAAUUUGGGCAUCUGUUCACCUUUGUUAAAGGAACCCUGUAAGAUGAAUGUACCCAAACCUUUGGUUUUAGACCCUUUCGCUUAUAAGGUUCCAUCUGGGAGAACAAACCGAACUUCAUCAACUUUCCAUCACCGAACCUUCCUCAGUGUUUCUGCCAUCAUCGCAAUUUCAGCUGCUAUCCUGAUUGCAUCCGGUGUAAUUGUUAUCAGCCUGUUGAAUGUAUCUGUGCGGAGAAGGCUUGCCUUUGUAGACAAGGCAUUGGAAAGUAUGUGUUCUACCUCUUCUUCUUCUUCGAGAUUUGGGAAUCUGCAGACUGGAAAGUUCAUUCUGUUUGAUUCAAGUUCCGAUUGGAUCAACUGCAAACCCGAGAGCGUCCUACAGAAAGCUGCAGAGAUUGGCGGAGGAGUGUUUGGAACUGUUUACAAGGUCUCCUUGGGUGAUGGAAGAAUGGCGGCACUCAAAAAGCUGGUGACAUCUGAUAUAAUCCAAUACCCAGAAGAUUUCGAUAGAGAAGUUCGAGUUCUAGGAAAAGCAAGGCAUCCGAAUCUGAUAUCACUAGUAGGAUACUACUGGACUCCUCAAUUGCAGCUUCUGGUAUCAGAGUAUGCACCGUAUGGUAACUUACAGACCAGGCUGCACCAAAGACAACCUUCUACAGCUCCUCUUUCUUGGACCAGCAGAUUCAAAAUUAUUCUGGGAACGGCAAAAGGACUGGCUCACCUGCACCAUUCCUUCCGGCCACCCAUAGUUCACUACAACAUAAAACCAAGCAACAUCUUGGUGGACGAGAAUUGCAAUCCUAAGAUCUCAGAUUAUGGACUGGCAAGGCUUCUGAGCUUGAGGAGACUUGAGAAGCAUGUGAUAAGCAACAGGUUUCAGGGUGCAGCCGGGUAUGUGGCACCAGAACUAGCAUGCCAAAGCUUGAGGGUGACUGAGAAAUGUGAUGUUUAUGGGUUUGGGGUGUUAAUGAUGGAGCUUGUGAGUGGAAGGAGGGCGGUAGAAUAUGGAGACGACAAUGUGAUGAUAUUAAGCGAGCAGGUGCGAGUAAUGGUUGAGCAAGGGAAUGUGUUGGACUGUGUGGACCGUAACAUGGGAGAUUACCCAGAAGAUCAUGUGUUGCCAGUGCUAAAAUUGGCGCUUGUAUGCACUUCUCACAUACCUUCCAGUAGACCUUCCAUGGCAGAAAUAGUUCAAAUACUGCAGGUUAUCAGGACCCCACUUCCACACACAGUUGAAUUGUUCUAAUUUUAUAACUGUCACUUUGUUUAUCUUGUCCAGAGUACUCCAGCCGCAGCUCUUUGAAUUUGACAAUUCACAUAAACACAAAACUCUUCAAGUUUAGAGUGAUGAGAGCUUUAUCCCAUUAGCUUUUGCCUAUUCUAACUGACUGCCAUCAUUCAUUUUAUGUGGCUGCAUUGCAUGGAAUAACUGCUUAAAGUUCAU